CUCUCUGUAGCUUUUAUGUGAAUCGAUCACUUCUCUGUUUUUUUUUUUUGGAUCUUCACUUUUGCUGAUUCACUCUCCUUAGUAUUUUUGAAUCUCUGUUUCUCACUCUCUGUAUCUUCGUCUUCUCCGUCGCCGAGUGGUUGUGUCGGUUCUGCAUUUUCUCUUCGCUGUUUGAGAAUCCAGGAAGUCAUAUAAGUUAGAUUGAUGUGAAUCCAUUGGUUCUGUGACUAGCUACUACUACAAUCUAUGGAAACUCCUGUGAAACAACGUCUCGAGAGUCAUGAGCUUGUUAAGUAUAUGUCCAAGUUACCGGUUUUCUUGGAGAGAGCUGAAACUACACCUCAGGAAAAGCUCUUGAGUGUUGGUGUUCUUGAUUGGGGCCGUUUGGAGAAGUGGCAGCAUAGUCAUAACAGGGUUUCAAUGAAGAGUAGAUUCCCUAUGGUUUCCCAAGCAGAUGCUUUGUUGGCUCCUCCGCCUAGAGGCGAGUCAUCAUCUGCUGGUCCAAGUAAAGUGCAGAACCGUAGUUCGGAUCGUCGAUUGAAACAUCGUAGCUCACGGCAGUCCAGUGUGAUGCCAAAUUCUGUUGUAAAGGAGUGUGAAGAAAUCAAAUGUACUCGGAGAAAGAAACACAAAGAUCGUAGAUGUUUCAGCGUACCAGAAGAGCAGUUUGGUCCAAGUACUAAUGCACAAGGAUUAGAUGUGUGUGAGGAGAAGGAUCUGAAAGGGAAGAUUUGCUCUAAAAAUGGAACUUUGUCACAUGGAUUGAAUCCUGAGGCUGGCUUGAACAUGGAGGUAAAGUCAAAGGCUGAUGUUAGCAGACAUAGGAAGAGUGAAAAGAACUUGCACGAAAGAAACCGAAAUGAACAUGAUGGAGAACUUGGUCGAAAGCAGCAUGGGGAGGCUAAGACCUGCAAGAGGAGUUCAAAUAGAAAAGUCCGGGUUGUUCACGGUGUUGAAGGAGAUUACUGUACUCAACAUUCUUGUCCCUUGCCAUGUAAUGCUGAUGGCUGCUUGGCAGAGAGUAAACUUGGCUCCACUGAUGCUGACCAGAAAAAGGUUUCAGUUGAACUAUCUCAGUGCGUGUCACUCUUAACAAAAGCAAGGAAUAAAUCUUCCAAAGGUAAAAUCUCAGAAGACAGAGCAUCAUCUUUGUUAUCUGUGAAACAUUGUAUGUAUGAGCCUUGCCAGAGACAAGAUUCAAAGACGCAUAAAGUGACAUCUGAAAAGGGGAGAAGUAUAUCUCCUUUUCAGCGGCUUAGCUUCAAUAUGGGUAAGGCAAGCAAAACUAACAGUGAAGGAGGUACUGUUCCCACAACCCAGCUAGACUCAAUGACUAACUCCACAAAGAUAGAUUCACAAAAUGUGGCUCUAUUAUCUGAUGUUGACGGCUCAAAUUGCAACAAACCCAGUAAAAAAGAUACAACCACGACAAGCCAUUUAAGAAGGUUGCUAGAGCCUCUAUUGAAGCCAAGAGCAGCUAACUCUGGCAAUUCUGUGGAGGGGCCGAAAGGUCAAGGCCUUCAACGACUUAAAUUGGGUAUCACAGGUUGCAAAUCAGUAAAUGUCAAUGAUUCAGCUCAUGGAAAGAAGCUAGGAUCAUCCAUGGUUCGAGCUGUUCUGCGGGUUACAGUUAAGAACAAUCAGCCACUCUUUACAUUUGCAGUGAACAAAGAAACAGACAUUAUUGCGGCCACCCAAAAGAAAAUGGGAAGCUCGGAAGAGGGUGAAUGUACUAGUGUUUAUACUUUCUUCUCUAUUAAAGACCAUAAGAGAAACAGUGGGUGGUUAAACCAAAGAGGCAGCGGCCAAACACAUGGUCUCAUCUCUAAUGUUGUUGCUCAGAUGCGGGUCUCGAGCUCUUUGCCAUCUGGUUCCAUCAGAGAGUUUGUUCUCUUCUCUGUAGAACUUGAUCGAGAGAGCACGGAAAAGUCUGAUCUGCAGUUGAAAAACGAGCUAGCUGCGAUCAUCGUGAAGAUGCCAAGAUUGUUUCACAGAAGGGCUCCACUAAACACGGUUCAGGAUCACAAUGCAACUAGUGGAGAGCUUGAAGAUCACAUCAAAGACAAGUUUUUUGACCAAGACAUUAGUGCUACGGUCAUACUUCAAAGCGGUGUUCAUAGUAUGCCUCAGAAAGGAGGGCCAUCGUCUUUGAUACAGCGAUGGAGAACAGGUGGAUCUUGCGAUUGUGGAGGUUGGGACAUGGGCUGUAAUCUCAGAAUUCUUACAAAUCAGCACAACCUCUCCUACAAGAAGUCGGCAACAUCAAACUCACCACCCUCUUCAAACAGAUUCGAACUCUUCUUUCUGGGAGAACAAGCGGAGGAGCAUCCGUUCUUGAGCUUUAAACCGAUCAAAGAAGGGAUAUAUUCAGUUGCAUAUAAUUCAUCCCUUUCACAACUACAAGCGUUCUCUAUAUGCAUGGCACUUGCAGAGAGUAGGAAAAUGUCAGAGAACAUCCUUGAGCAGAAAAGCUCUUGUGAUGAACAUAAAGUUAGGGGAAAAACCGUGUUACUCCCGGACCAAGAUUCAAACCCUAAUGGCAACACCGUCGGGUAUCAACCGCGGUUCUCGCCUGUUGGGCGGGUCUGAAGUUUGUAUUUUUACUUCAAACCCAAAUUUUUUACUUGCAGGUAUGUGAUCAUAAUAUUAGUGUUAAGCCUAAGAUAAAACAGUUGCAGGAAAUAAGAAAGCAGCUAGAAGAUCUCUUUAAAGUAGUUAGUCUAAUGAUCUUCCCAACUCUUAAGUGUGAAUAUUUUUUUAUAGCUUAUCUCUCCAUAUAUAAUGUUAGUCUACUACUUUCAAGCUGUGAAGAUCUUUGGUUUCUGAAACUUGAAAGCCUGACUCGGAAAAAUUAAAGGGGCUUUUUUUUAUGUUGCCAUGUGAUCAUUUGUCAUGAUGAAUUGGAUUCACAGGAACAGUGUUUUUGAACCUGGCCCAGCUGAUCACACAAAGUUUGUUUUUUGAAAAAAACAUUCCAUGUAAAUUGUAGAUAAGUCUUAGUCUUG
Molecule: messenger RNA, 3005 nt
Organism: Arabidopsis thaliana (thale cress)
Lineage: Eukaryota; Viridiplantae; Streptophyta; Magnoliopsida; Brassicales; Brassicaceae
Product: hepatocyte growth factor activator, putative (DUF3527)
Exons: 3
Coding region: 247-2589 (780 amino acids)
Source: RefSeq, marked reviewed